Larimichthys crocea (large yellow croaker) is the source of this 4380-nucleotide messenger RNA. RefSeq names its product zyg-11 related, cell cycle regulator (gene zer1). NCBI's taxonomy places the organism in Eukaryota, Metazoa, Chordata, Actinopteri, Sciaenidae. The record is from RefSeq and is a predicted model, not a curated record. Gene Ontology annotation, molecular function: protein binding. Gene Ontology annotation, cellular component: Cul2-RING ubiquitin ligase complex. Bases 301 to 2655 code for a protein of 784 amino acids. The transcript has 16 exons.
ACUCAGCCGCUGGCUCCGUCUGUUGACUCCGUCUGUUGACUCCGUCUGUUGACUGCAUCUCCACACAGAGCUCCGAGCUAGCGCUAGCCCCGCUGGCUAAGUGAGCUAACACCAUAGCAUAGAAAGUCAUCCAGCUAGCCGCGGGCUAACGCAGACGCUGGGAUGCAGCGGUGACACCGUGUCAGCGAGACCUCACUCAGAAUAACAAGCGUUGCUCUGUGGUGUUUGGGCUUGUGUGCACACCUGUGAGGCCCCCUGCACUGCCCUGUCUUUGAUCUGAUCGGAGAAGAAGAGGCAAACAUGGCAGCCAAAGCAGGAGACAACCCCGACAGCCUCAUGACCCUGGCGACAGUCUUCUGCCUAAGGAACCUCAGGAAGACCAUGUGCUACCAGGGGUUCAGGAACAAGCUGUGCCUGCGCUCAGACAUCUUCCUCCCCAGUGAAAUCUGUGACAAGCUAGUCAACACAUAUAUGGAGUUGGUCCACACAGACGGCAACUUUGAACCAGAGGAGAGCUUCUUCCAACUAUUCUCAGACCCUCGAAGCACCAGACUGACAAGGGUACAGCUGAGAGAAGACUUUGUACGUGACAGAGAUCUGGAGGCCAUUCGAAAACAGGACUUGAUCGAGCUCCACCUCACCUACUGCAACAGUCUGUCCUCCCGCAGCUUGAAAACUCUGACCUGCUUCCGCGAGACCCUGGUGUCUCUCUGCCUGUUCGGCUGUAGCCACAUCUUUUACCGGAAGGGCGGCGCCCCGCUCGCCUGCAACGAAGACACCGACGAGGAGGAGGACGAGAGCCCCGCUUCUAGGCAAGCGUUAGAGACAGACUUUAACUUCCAGGGCUUCAACCGUCUCAGGCUGCUCAACUUAGGCGGCCUGCCCGACGAGGUGGACGCUGAGACCCUACUCAAACCCCUCAAGUCACUCACCUCACUAGAUCUAUCUAAUGUACAGUUAAUGGGAACAGCUUUUCUCACCCAGUGGAAAGAUAGACUGGCGUCUCUUGUUCUCUACAAUGUGGACCUGUCAGACGAGUUGGUCAAUACAGUGGUGGAGAUUGUUAAUCUCAGACAUCUCGACAUCUCGCGGGAGAGCAGGAGAAAUUCUAAAUUCAAGAUGAGCAGGAAGAUCCUGACAGCCAUCGUACAGCGUCUGGUCAAUCUGGUGUCACUGGACAUCUCGGGUCACGUCAUGCUGGACAACUGCACAGUCCCACACUUUGAAGAAGCUAUGGGUCGGCCGAGCAUUGAGCCGUGCAAGAGCAGCAUCUAUCCUUUCCAGGAGCUGAAGAGGCCACUGCAGUUUCUGGGCUUACAUGACACCACCCUCUGUAAUGUGACACACAUCCCUGCGUAUAAGGUGACUGGAUCCAAGAAUGAGGACCAAGUCCUGAAUGCCAUUGAGGCUUACACAGAGUUCCGUCCUGAGCUGGCCCACAGAGCCAUCAAUCAGCUGUUCGACAUCGCCAGGAUACAACACUGCAGCCAACUGCUCCGAGCUUUGCAACUUGUCAUAGCAGCAUUGAAGUGCCAUAAAUAUGAUAAGAGCAUCCAGGUGACAGGCAGCGCUGCUCUCUUCUACCUGACCAAUACGGAGUACCGCAGUGACCAGAGUGUACGGUUGCGCAGAGAGGUCAUUCAAGUGGUACUAAAUGGAAUGGAACAGUACCAGGAGGUCACUGUCCAGAGGAACUGCUGCUUGACUCUGUGUAACUUCAGUAUUCCAGAGGAGCUAGAGUUCCAGUACACUCGCGUCAACCAGCUGCUGCUGAAAAUCCUGGAGCCAGCCCGGCAGGAUGAGUCCAUCCAGAGAAUUGCUGUGCACCUCUGCAACGCUUUGGUCUGCCAGGUGGACAAUCAUCACAAGGAGGCUGUGGGAAAGAUGGGAUUUGUCAAGACAAUGUUGAAUCUAAUUCAGAAGAAGCUCCAGGACAGAAUGUGUGACCAGGUGAUGGAGUUCUCCUGGAGCGCUCUGUGGAACAUCACUGAUGAGACACCUGACAACUGUCAGAUGUUCCUCAACUGUCGGGGCAUGAGUCUCUUCCUGGAGUGUCUACAGGAGUUUCCAGACAAGCAGGAGCUUCACCGCAACAUGCUGGGGCUCCUGGGAAAUGUUGCUGAGGUCAAAGCACUGAGGCCACAGCUGCUCACCCCACAGUUCAUCACUGUAUUCAGUAACCUGCUGGACAGUAAAGCAGACGGAAUCGAGGUGUCGUACAACGCAUGUGGCGUGCUCUCACACAUAAUGUUCGACGGGCCGGAGGUUUGGUCGAUGGAAGAGCCGCGAAGAGACACAGUGAUGGACAAGAUGUGGGACGCUAUCCAGAGCUGGGACGUCAGCUCACGCCGCAACAUCAACUACAGGUCAUUUGAGCCCAUCCUGCGACUGCUGCCGCAGAGCAUCUCCCCUGUCAGUCAGCACUGGGCCACAUGGGCUCUCUACAACCUGGUGUCAGUUUACCCAAGCAAGUACUGUCCUCUGCUGAUAAAGGAGGGAGGGAUAAGUCUUCUAGAGAAAGUUCUGGAACUGGAGAGCUCACAGCCAGAGACCAAGGACAUGGCCAGCAAAGUAAUGGAGCAGUGUGAAAACUUCAAAGAAGACCCCAUGGAAACAAACCAUGGACAGGAGGUAAACUAUGGACAAAGAGGUUGACACCACAGGAGCAGUGAUUCCCAGCAAACAUCAAGCAAACCAAUCUAAGGCCCCUCCUCCCGCUGUCAUCACCAUAAGGGUCAAUGUGUGCAUUAUUCUUCUUCUUCUCAUUCUUCUUGUUUUGUAGAGCAGAAAUGUGUCUCUGAGCCUCUUCACAGCAGAAACCUUAAUAUAUGACACAUAGGACUUAAGAUGUGGUGCAUGGAAUUUUGUUGUGAGGGUGCUUAACCUUUGCUGCACAUAAGUAUCUCUUCUGUUGGGACAGGUUUGUGGGGGGUGAGUGUUAUCUCUCAGCGUGUGUGUGUGCGUGUGUGUGUGUGUGUGUGUGUGAGUGAGAUAUAACGGCAGAACAAAACAGUUGGAGUGAUGCUUGGUUCUCAGUGGAAGGAAAACAAACCUCCCUCGCUUGGCUCACUACCGCUGUGUAAUAUUGAACAAAAGGCAGGAGGCCGGGCAGUGUCUGUGCUUGGCCAGUGGAGGGCUCAGCUCACACACCGCUCUCUCACAGUCGCUCAUGCUCAUGGUGUCAUCGAGCUGUUGACACGUGCAGUGAAUAUUAGCCAUUAUGUGUGUAGGAUGCAGAGAAGCAUCACACUGAUGUUGACGGGAGGGAAAGUCUUCCCAGACCUUGUGGCACAACGAUGGACUUCUUUGUUAUAUAUGUAAAUAGUCUCUGUUUGUCUCAUCCUUUUACUGUGUGUAUGUUUUAUAAUAUAACUGUAAACACUCAUGACUUUACUCUGUAUUUAAAUUUUGUUUAGGUUUGACUGAUAUACGGUCAGUACUAAGAAACUAUAUACAGAAUACCCAAUCAUUCAAAUGUAGUCUGGCAAUCCUGGAUAUUCGAUGUAGUUCAACCUCACCUCACCUUUUCAAUUAUCUGGCAUCUUAACCUGAUCCUGUCGAUUCUCCUCACUGGAAGCAGUCGUGAACUUCAUCAGUGAGGAAGAUCAAAAACACUCUGUGUGGACACUACAGUGCCCCCAUGCUUAAAGCUGGGCCAUUCAAGAAACCUCAACCCCAUCUAGCACCUUUGGAAUAAACUGGAACUCUGACUGCGAGGCUGACCCAAGUCCUUGCAGCAAGAUUCCAACAUCUGGUGGAAAGUCUAAAGAAGAAGAAGUCUGAAGAAUGAAGGGUUGAAGCGAUUAUAGCGACGGUUUUGGAAUGACCUCAUCAACUCAACAUUUUUUUAAAGGGUCAAAAUCGAUACAGCAUAAACCCAGAUAUUGUUUUAUUUUUUGUUCCGCGCAUUCCUCUUUCUUGUCAGGUGCCUACAUCAACCACAAUGCACUUCGUCCACUGACAGUUUGGUCAGAGAUUCUGUUGCUCAGUGCUAAUGAUGGCUAUCGAAACCUCAAGCCUCAGUUAGAGAUGAGUAGUGGGCUGCAGAGGUCCAGUAAGCUCACUUCCUCACACAUUUUUUCCCUCACACAUUUCCAUUUGUAGUCUUACGCUCCAACUUGUCACAACUAAGUGGUUGAACAUAUAAAUUAUAGUGUCUUUGGUGUUUUGCCCUUGAGCUCCCAGUGCUCCCAGUGGUCAGGUAUGAUGCCAGAUAAUCAAAAAGACGAGGCUGAGGGAAACAUCCUGAUGGCCUAUCACUUCUGCUGGUUGGUCAACAUGCUGCUAAGUAACUGCUUCACUUCUUCUAGUAUGAGUAGUCCCAUGGUACUAUACUAAUAAACAGCAGAUGAAGCAAUAACCGAUGGGAGAAAAACAAAA